AUGUUUUGUCGGAAUCAAACAACGAGAGCCACGGUUGCCCGCGGCUCGGCUCUUGAAAUGGAGAUACGGCGAGGGAAGUUCAGAAAGAGUUUUUACGUCAACACAUCACAGGACAGCGACAUCCAGAAAAAGAUUGACCAUGAGAUCCGGAUGCGCGACGGAGCCUGCAAGCUGCUGGCGGCCUGCUCUCAGCGAGACCAAGCCUUGGAGGCGGCCAAGAGCCUGCAGACAUGCAGCACUCGUAUCAUGGCCUACAUGUCAGAGCUGCAGAAAAUGAAGGAGGCGCAGGUCAUGCAGAAGGUGACGCGGAGGUCGUCUGAUGCGGGGUCCAUGGAUGACAGGCUGCCAUGCAAAGGGAAAGUAGCCAUAUCAGAUCUCCGUAUACCGCUCAUGUGGAAAGACACGGAGUACUUCAAGAACAAAGGAGAGCUCCAUCGCUGUGCAGUGUUUUGCCUGCUGCAGUUAGGAGGCGAGAUCUUCGACACGGACAUGGUGAUAGUUGACCGCACGCUCACGGACAUUUGCUUCGACAACACCAUUGUAUUCAGUGAAGCAGGCCCUGCUUUCGAGCUGCGUUUGGAGCUGUACAGCUGCUGCUCAGAGGACGACUUCUCAGCGGGAAGUACGCCCAGGAAGCUAGCCAGCAAGCUGAGCUCCUCUUUGGGUCGCUCAGCUGGGAAGAAACUGCGAGCGGCUAUGGAGCCUGGCCCGUGCAGCCCAGUCAGUAAUGGGGGAGCAUCUCCUCUUCUUCUGCCGGUUCCCUCUGUACCGGGGCCUAAGUACCACCUGCUGGCUCAUACCACCCUGUCGCUCUCACACGCGCAGGACAAUUUCCGCACGCACGACCUCACCAUUUCAGGCAACGAAGAGUGUUCAUAUUGGCUGCCUCUCUAUGGAAGUGUAUGUUGCCGCCUUGCAGCCCAGCCUCAGUGUAUGACCCAGCAGAUGAUGAGCGGACCUUUGAAGGUGUCGCUGGGAGCCGGACCUCACAAUUGGACUAAAGUGUAUGCGGUCCUGAAAGGAACCAGCCUCUCCUGCUAUCAACGACAAGAAGACGUUCAGGCCAGCGUCGACCCGGCUUUCACCAUCGCCAUUAACAAGGAGACCAGGAUACGUGUGUCGGAGAAGGACGCGCAGGGCAAAGCUCAGAACGUUUGUAUCAGUAACCAGUACGGCGGCGAAGACGUCACACAUACGCUGACUACAGACAGUCGGGAGGAGACGCACAGAUGGAUGGAGGCUUUCUGGCAACACUUUUAUGAUAUGAGCCAGUGGAAGCAGUGCUGUGACGACUUGAUGAAAAUUGAACAGCCGUCACCACGGAAACCGGCCCCCGUCACGCCGAAGCAGGGCUCCCUUUACCACGAAAUGGUUAUUGAGUCCUCAGAGGAGUUCGGCAGCAGCGUUUCGGAGCUGUUGGCUCGGAGAAUGCGAGAGUUGGAGCUGCGCAGCCAGCUGGGCGCCUCUCCCACCUGGAUGUCCCUCUUCGAGGAGGACGCCGGUCAGCGGCCGUGCCACGAUGCCCGUCGCCUCUCCCCGCGGGGCCUCCCGUCCUCAGACGCCAGCCUAACGUCAGACAGCGACCGCAGCGUCAGCCCCUGCUCCCGACACGGCUUCUCGCUGUCCCCGCCCUCCUCCCGCAUGAGGCCGCGCACGCUGUCGCUGGACGCCAAGCUCAGCACGCUGCGGGGGAGGGGCUACGGAGGAACCGCCGCCUUCCGGUGCCCCUGCCGACCUCCCUCUUCAUCGCCGCUGUCCCAGCGGAGCACGCAGACCACGCUGUCCUCCUCCAGCUCCACAUCAACCUCCAGCAGCAGCUCCAGCAACAGCGAGGGUGGCGGGGGACACAGCCCCGAGUCGUCCGAGUGCACCGCCUUCUCGCGACCCUCGCCGGCCAGACGCAGCCUCAGGAACCUCAGGGCCAGACUGGACCCCCGAAACUGGCUCCAAAGUCAGGUGUGA
This is a messenger RNA of Nerophis lumbriciformis (worm pipefish), 1962 nucleotides long. Lineage: Eukaryota; Metazoa; Chordata; Actinopteri; Syngnathiformes; Syngnathidae. The record is from RefSeq and is a predicted model, not a curated record.